Messenger RNA from Clupea harengus (Atlantic herring), 2858 nucleotides. RefSeq names its product dipeptidyl peptidase 3 (gene dpp3). Gene Ontology annotation, cellular component: cytoplasm. Gene Ontology annotation, molecular function: metalloexopeptidase activity; dipeptidyl-peptidase activity. Lineage: Eukaryota; Metazoa; Chordata; Actinopteri; Clupeiformes; Clupeidae. Gene Ontology annotation, biological process: proteolysis. The record is from RefSeq and is a predicted model, not a curated record.
UAUAUUGUCUGUACACAAUUGGUCAAGAGGAGGGACUUGGCUUUGAAUGAACAGAGGAAGUGUCUGAAGCGUGAGACUGCAAAUCGAAAGAAACCGGCAGAAACAAGGUGACUCAUUCCAUAAAACGAAAGCACACCUCCUAAAACUCAAUAUGGUGGACUCCCAGUACUACCUUCCAAAUAGCAUUUGCAUCUCCAAGCUGGACUGCAAGGAGGCUUUUGAACUGUUAUCUUCGAAGGAGAAACUUUAUGCCCACUACCUCUCUCGGGCAGCAUGGUAUGGUGGUCUGGUGGUUUUGCUGCAGACCUCCCCUGAGUCACCCGAAAUUUACGUGCUUCUGCAGAAGCUUUUCCGCAAGCAGACCCCGGCCGAGUUGGAGAAAGUGGCCAGUGAAGCUGGACUAACUUCUGAGGAGUACAAGGCGGUCCUGGUAUAUGCUGCAGGGUUCUAUGCCAACAUGGGUAACUACAAAUCAUUUGGAGACACCAAAUUUAUCCCCAACUUACCAAAGGAGAAGCUGAAAGCUUUGGUGUGGAAGAGUAAGGCCUUCCAGGAAAACUCCGUGGAGAUGGAGUCACUCUGGAAGAGCUGCUCCCAGCUCCUCUUCUCACUGGAGGACCGGCAGAAGCAACUUGGACUGGGGCAGGAUGGGAUCACCACGUACUUCUCAGGGAAUUGCUGUUUAGAGGAUGCAAAGUUGGCCCAGAAAUUCCUAGAUUCUCAGAAUCUGAGUGCCUACAACACAAGACUGUUUAAGAGGGAGCCGGAGGCAGGAAAACAGGUUUAUGAGGUUAGAUUGGCCUCCGCAAUGAAGACGGAUUGUGCUGGUGACGGUGAGGGCCAGACACGCUGUGGCCGGUAUGAUUUCGAAGACGCCGUGUUCACGGUUCGUAGGGGUGACUACGCUCCCCUUAUGGAAAAAGUCACCAAAAAUUUGGAGAAAGCCAAGACUUUUGCAUCCAAUGAGAACGAAGUACGAAUGCUGGAGGAGUAUGCAAAAAGCUUUUCCUCUGGCUCAUUGGAUGCUCACAAAGAAGGUUCCCGCUUCUGGAUAAAGGACAAGGGCCCUAUUGUAGAGAGUUACAUUGGUUUCAUCGAGAGCUACAGAGAUCCCUUUGGAUCCCGAGGGGAGUUUGAAGGGUUUGUUGCGGUGGUGAACAAGGCGAUGAGCGCCCGCUUUACCCAGCUGGUGAGCAUGGCCGAGGUGCUGCUGCCAGAGCUGCCGUGGCCGGCUGCCUUCGAGAAGGACCACUUCCUGCGGCCCGACUUCACCUCUCUGGACGUGCUGACGUUCGCUGGCAGUGGCAUCCCAUCUGGCAUCAACAUCCCUAACUAUGAUGACAUCAGACAGACGGAAGGGUUUAAAAAUGUGUCUCUGGGAAACGUGUUAGCCGUAGGCAGUGUCACUCGUAAGGAGGACCUAACUUUCCUUGAGGAGGACAUCAAGGAUUUGUACCUAAAACUGGUGGGGCCCGCCUUUGAGGUACAGGUGGGGCUACAUGAGCUACUGGGUCACGGCAGUGGAAAGCUCUUUGUUCAGGAUUCAAAGGGAAACUUCAACUUCGAUAAGGGCAGUGUUAUCAUUCCACAUACUGGAGAGGUGAUCUCAAGCUGGUACAAGGAGAGUGAGACUUGGGACAGCAAGUUCUCCACUAUAGCCUCCAGCUAUGAGGAAUGCAGGGCAGAAUGUGUGGGCAUCUACAUGUGUCUCAACAAGGAAGUGCUCAGCAUCUUUGGGCAUGAAAACGAGGAUGCUGAGGAUGUGAUGUACAUCAACUGGCUGAACAUGGUGCGUGCCGGCCUGCUCGGACUUGAGUUCUACACCCCAGAAUCCAAAACCUGGAGGCAGGCCCACAUGCGCGGCCGCUUUGUCAUCCUGCGAGUGCUCCUCGAGGCUGGAGAGGGGCUGGUGACUCUCAAGGAGACCACUGGUGCUGACGGCCGACCAGACAUGGUCAUCUCACUGGACCGUACCAAGAUCAAAACUGUGGGCAAAAAUGCCAUCGAGAAAUUCUUGUGCAAACUUCAGGUUUACAAGUCCAUUGCGGAUGUGGAAGGUGGUCGUGCUCUGUAUGACGGCUAUUCUGAGGCGACCUCAGACAGCCCUCAUGACUUCCUGCGCAUCCGAGAGACAGUCCUGCUCCGGAAGGUGGCUCGGAAGCUGUUCGUCCAGGCCAACACCACAGUCAAAGCAGGGGAGAAGGUGGAGUUGGUGGAGUAUGAGAGCACAGCCGCAGGACUGGUCCAGUCCAACACUGACCGCUUCCAGGAGGAAGCAGAAGAGCUGGAGCGCCACCUGGUGGAGCUGAGCUCUCAGGACGUCUCCUGCUGGUGCUAAGGGAGACGCAGGAAAUUGGAGCCAAAUAGUUGUCAGCCAAUCCUGUUGCCCUUCUCAAGUAUUUCUUUUUUGAUUGAUCUUUUUUUCUAUUUCGUGUGAGUCAGAGGAACAGUUGACGUUAAAUAUACUGUAAUGUGUACCAAGGGAACCAAGGGUUUAGCAGUGCUAAAACAUAAAUGUGAUUUCUAAUUUUUACAACCAACAAACCAUAAUUGUCUGUAAAUAAUGGUUACAUGGUAACAGUGGGCACCAUACAUUUUUCAGAUUUUAUGAAUAACCUUGCAUAAUAAUAAUUACCUCUGCGCAUCUCGAACAAAAUGGGCCUUGAGUGAAGUGUGUUAUGAGAGGGGCUAUUCUGAGCUUUGCUGUGAAAUCAAACUGAUCGGCUUUCAAGAAUAAAUAGUGAUAAUUGGAGAAGCCCCACCUGCUGGUUGUUAUCCUCUGCCAAACCUACCAAAUUGGGAAUGUUUCUCAAAAGUGUCUGUACAUCUUGAAAUAAACUAAAAUGGAGACAAAGUGA